AUGAACGAAGCACCCCCAAUUUCGCACUAUACUGCCUUGUCCAACGCCACACGCUUGCCUUCGGCGGUGGAGACGCUCGUCGAAUUUUUCGGCAGUAGGGAUGUUGAAGCGUAUUUUGUGGGUGGUGUGGUUCGAGACACGCUGAUGGGACGCAAGUCCGAAGACAUCGACAUUGCAGUGAGUGUCGAUGCUGUUACGAUUGGGCGUCAACUCGCCGAGGCUCUUGGGACACAUUGCGUAAGCCUUCAUGAUGAAUGGCAGGUGGCGCGCAUGGCGCUGAACGAUGCCGAGUGGUCAGGCUAUGUUGACAUCGCCACUAUUCAAGGCGAUAUCGAAUGGGAUCUGUGUCGGCGGGACUUUACUAUCAAUGCAAUGGCGCUGCCGAUGAGCGAGGCGUAUCACGACGAUGUUGAGGAGCGCUUGCUUGAUCCGUGCGGUGGCCUGCCGGACUUGCACGCCGGCGUAGUUCGGAUGGUGUCACCUAGUGCGUUCGACGCGGAUUGCGUGCGUCUCAUGCGCGGCGUGAGGCUGGCGGCUCAGUUCGAGUUUUCACUAGACAGCGAAACUGCCGAAGCCAUUCGAGAACGCGCUGCCCUCAUUUCAGACGCGCCUAGGGAGAGAGUGCGCGAUGAGUUGAUGCGGCUCCUGAGAACAGACCAAGCGUAUGAUGGGGUUCGACUCUUGGAUGAGUUGAGGCUUCUUUGCACCGUAAUGCCGGAACUUGCGAAUGCCAAAGAUGUCACGCAACCCAAAGAACAUUAUUGGGAUGUGUUUAAUCAUCUGAUAGAAGCAGUUGGCUGGGUGGAUGCGAUGUUCCGUGGCGACUGCGAUGAUGUCUUUCCAUUGAAUUUUGUACCGCGCUUCGAGGGCAUGGCUGAAUACUUUGACAGAGACGUGAGCGAUGGGUUUGACAGGCUGACAUUCCUGAAGUUGACGGCGCUUCUGCACGACAUUGCCAAGCCUUCGACCAAGACGGUCGAAGAUUCGGGGCGCAUUCGGUUUAUGGGGCAUCACUCUGAAGGUGCGGAAACAGUGCGAGAUAUUCUCACGCGGCUGCGGUUCGGCAAACGGGGAGUGGAACAUGUCGCCGGAAUGGUGCAGCAGCACCUUCGCCCGACUCAGAUGGCGCAGAAGGGCGAAAUGCCGACCGGUCGCGCGCUAUACAGGUACUACCGCGAUGCGGGGGACAUUGCGCUGGAUACGCUUUACCUGAAUAUGGCAGACUAUCUUGCGGCGCGAGGACCGGCGCUGGAGCGAAGUGAUUGGGUGAACCACUGCAGCCUGAUGCAAUACAUCCUCGAAGAAGGCCAGUCUAGUGAAAAUAGAAAGCGCAAAGAGUCAGUGCAAUCUCUUCCUAAGUUGGUCGAUGGAUACGAUAUAAUAGAUAGGUUCGCGCUUGCUUCAGGACCGGGAAUCGGCAAACUGCUGGAGACGGUCCGAGAGGCGCAGGCAAGCGGAGAAGUUAGUACGAAAGAGCAGGCGCUGGAGCUGGUGCGUGCCAGCCUUGAGCGUGGAGGUGAUGGUGCGUAG
Messenger RNA from Geodia barretti, 1530 nucleotides. The record is from the annotation of a GenBank genome assembly. Lineage: Eukaryota; Metazoa; Porifera; Demospongiae; Tetractinellida; Geodiidae.